This is a messenger RNA of Echinococcus granulosus, 858 nucleotides long. Its product is annotated as Neutral amino acid transporter A. The transcript is spliced from 6 exons. Bases 1 to 858 code for a protein of 285 amino acids. Lineage: Eukaryota; Metazoa; Platyhelminthes; Cestoda; Cyclophyllidea; Taeniidae. Gene Ontology annotation, biological process: L-glutamate transmembrane transport. The record is from RefSeq and is a predicted model, not a curated record. Gene Ontology annotation, molecular function: L-glutamate transmembrane transporter activity; neutral L-amino acid transmembrane transporter activity; glutamate:sodium symporter activity. Gene Ontology annotation, cellular component: plasma membrane.
AUGGCGUCAGCAAUCGAGGAGUCUAACAUUGUGUUGUCAGAAAAGCCGUGGCGAAGAACCUCUAUAGGAUGCCUCGUCAACAAUUGGUUCAUGAUUACCACCAUUGUCAGUGUUAUCAGUGGUUUCAUUGUCGGAUUCUGUAUUCAACAAAUUGGCCUAAGUGAAUCUGGUAAAACAUGGCUUGCAAUGCCUGGAACCAUCUAUAUUAGGCUACUAAAGUUAACCAUUCUUCCUAUGAUUGCAGCGAAUGUUAUCAACGUCAUGGCAAAUCUCAAUCCGAAGGAGAACGAGAAGGUCAGUGGGAUUGCCCUCGGCUUCAUUCUCAUUUUCAACCUCCUCUGCUCUCUCAUUGGAGUUGCAUACGCAUACAUCAUCAAAUCGGAGACAGGUGAAUCUGGCGGCCAAAUCUCUUACAUCUUCAAAGACCUUUUGCUAAUAACACCAUUGGGCGUAAUGUUCAUGGUGAUGAGCUCGAUCGCAGAGAUGGGAGACACUACGAACACAUUUAUUUCUCUUGGCUUCUUUGUCCUCAUCAACGUUGUGGGACAACUCACCCACUUCAUAUUCAUGCUUCUCAGUCUUGCUUUGUUGUGCAAGAAUCCAUUCAUCAUUCUCAAAUAUGCCUUCUCAACCUACUUCAUUGCAUUCGCCACAACAAGCGCCGUAGUCAGCAUCCCCAACGCCUUUGUGGCAUGUGAUGCAUACGGAAUUCCAAAGCCAAUCUCCCGUUUCGUGCUUCCAUUUGCUGCAACCAUGAAGAGUGACGCGUCAGCCGUUUUCAUUACAGCCUCCUGUUUGUUUAUCGCUCAACAGCAGAACAUCGAACUUGAUGCCGCCAAGGUCGUUACUGUUGUGUAG